UGACUUUCUCGGCUUUUCAAAAAUUUAUCAAAGACGAUAUUGGAAAAAUAACGGUUUCUGAAAUCAAUAAUCUUUUUUCUCAAAACAAUUAUUUAAGUCUCUAUGUAAAGGUUUUGGGUGAACAUAUCUCCUCUUUAGAUACUAAACUCGACGACCUCAUUUUGUUAGUUAAUAAACUCAGUACCCAAACAAACUCUUCCAACAUUGCCUCCACUUCCCAAACCCCUGCGGCAACAGAAGGAAUCAUUCUUUCUAAACCUUGUAUUCAACGACCCCUAGAAAUAGAGGGCUUUACUAAGGCUUCGCCCCUAGAACAGCUAGAAACUCUUUUAGAUAAAAAAUUCUCUAGACUCAAUAUCCAACCUCUGACUAUGUCCACCGAUCAUAUCCAAACUAUUGAGUCAAAUUUUGCGGAUCAUCUCGCAUCCUCCGAUCAUCCAGGAGAAGUUCUCUCUUCCGAACUUUAUAAACUCAGAGGACUAAUAAAACCACAAUCCGGAAAAAAAAAAUUCGCUGAUAUUCCCCGCAUGUCUACCGCUUAUUAUCCUCGUCCCACUCCUCAAGAUGUUCUGAUCGAAGAAAGGGAUUGGAAUCAAACAAACACUUCGUAUAGCGGCGACGCUAUUUACGAAUGGAAUAUUGAUGGUCUUUCUGAUCGCCAAAUCUCUAUUCUAAUUCAUCGUAUGUCCAUGUAUGCUACUAUUUGUCUGGCCACAAAAGCCACUGAUAGAAACGCCAAAACUGACCAAACAAUCUGUAAAAUGAUUGUUGCUGGAUUCACUGGUCAACUCCGUGGCUGGUGGGAUAAUUUCCUAGAUGACGCUAAACGCGCGGCGAUUUUUGACGCCACCAAUGAAAAAGAGGGCAAAGAUAAUCUUGGCCGCACUCUUGCUGCAGGCCGAUCUGAUGCCGUUUAUACCCUCAUGCUGACUAUUAUUGAACACUUUGGCGGAAGGUUCACUAAUCAUCAUGAAAAUAUUCGCACUCUUCUUAAUGGGUUAAAAUGCCGGCAUCUUGGGGAAUUUCGUUGGUAUAAAGAUACCUUUCUUAGCCGGGUCAUGGAUUUACCCGAAAGUAGAUACGAACACUGGAAAGCCAAAUUCAUUGAUGGCCUUCCUCCCCUUUUUGCUGAACGUGUUCGCAAAACUCUUCGCGGAUCUUAUGGUGAGAUCCCCUAUGCUGACAAAACUUAUGGGCAAUUGAUCGUAGCCUGUACUCAAGAAGGGUUAGCCCUUUGUAACGAGUUAAAACUGGCUAGACAGAUCAAAAUUGAUAAACUCCGAGAAAAAACUCAACUAGGUGAUUUCUGCGAACAAUUUGGCAUGGAAAAACCCUUAAUCCGAAAACCCUACAAAUCUUCCACAUAUCAAUCUAAAUCUAAACGUCCUCGGCGACGUAGUAAGGAGCAGCGAGAGACUCGUAAAUCCUUCCGAAAAUCUACUCGAUUUGCUAAAAAUCGUUCAAAACGAGACUUAGCAAAGAUUAAAUGCUACAAAUGCAAUCAAUACGGUCAUAUUUCUCCAAAUUGUAAAUUGCAAAAAUUAAAAACUCUGAAUCUUUCUGAUGACAUUCAGAAUCAAGUCUAUAAUUUGUUGUACACUUCUGAUUCUGAUUCCGACUCAGACUUCACUUCUGAAACUGAUUUUCAACUUCCUGACUCUGAUAAUCAUCUCGAACAGCCUGAAAAAUGUGUUGAUUGUGAUAAUCAUGACUGCAAUUGUGAUGAAGCGAUGUACAAACUUCAAGCUCAAUUUGAAGAUAUUGAUUUAGACGUUAAAACCAUUACUUCUGAAAAUGUUCUCGAAUUGUUAAAAGAAGUCACGGACGAAAAGCUUCGUGACAAAAUUCUGAAUUUAGCCACUCAAAAAUCUUCUCCUUCUUCUAGUUCUACCGUUUCAGCACGAGAUAAUUUUGAAACUCAGCCUAUGGCAUAUUCUUUGGAUGAAGUUCAUCGAAGGUCACAAGCCAAGCGAAAAGGAUUUUACAAAUACUGA
Messenger RNA from Capsicum annuum, 1994 nucleotides. RefSeq lists its product as uncharacterized. Gene Ontology annotation, molecular function: zinc ion binding; nucleic acid binding. The record is from RefSeq and is a predicted model, not a curated record. The transcript is spliced from 2 exons. The coding region runs from base 372 to 1994 and encodes 540 amino acids. Lineage: Eukaryota; Viridiplantae; Streptophyta; Magnoliopsida; Solanales; Solanaceae.